GCCGAGCUAGGCAUGAGUUACGAGUUGACUCAAACCAGCUCGCAAAACUCGGCAUGCACGCACGAAUGCACCUUGGCGCCAUGGCUGAGGCUGGGACGGCUCUGAGAACGUUGGGUACAGACAUUGGAGCAGAACCGCAGGAUCGCGAUAGAGACACAAGCCUCAGAUCAUGGGGUUCGUCCCAGUUCUUGCACGGUGGCAGCAGCGUGCUGUGCGAGUUCUUGUCUUUCUUUGAUUGGUUAAUAUAUACGGGGUUUGGAGCACAGCGAAGCUGCAACCCCCGUGUUACACCUGCGGGCGUGCUGUCACCUCUUGCGGCAGCUGCUUACGAGUCCGCGUCGCCAGCCGAAUCCAGCUGUUUCUCAGAAAUCACGGGCAGAUGUAUUGUUUUUCCCCCUUCCACGCCCGGCGGGAGCCUGAGCUACUAUCUCAGGCUCCCGCCGGACAGACAUAGUAUGUCAAAUCGCCGGGCAGACAUAGUGUGUCAAAUCGCCGGACAGACAGCCAUCGUGGGCGAUCAGAGCGCGUUGAAUCUCGGCGGCACUAGGGUUGAUUCCCGAUGACAUAGUCGUUAUCUCGACGGAAUCAUUUUCCAGUCGAAUCAACAAACCCCUCGAGCUGGGUAUGCUGCGUCUUUAGACUCGGAUACUAGGAUCUACUAACUCGUAGUUGGAACGCCGAAUCCUAGGUUGACCCAUCGAACAACUCGUUCUAACCGUUAUCAAUUUAGAGUUGGUGUUGAGUGUUGGAGUGUUGAGGAUGGCGUCCGAGUCGUCUCCGACGCAGCAGUCGCCGUCGGAAAGCCCGCGCGAUCUGCGGCAGAUUUUCUUCAAGAAGGGUGUCCCCAUGACACCCAAGGAGUACCUUUGGCCGGGGGCAGAACCACCUGAGCAACCACCUGAGCAACCACCUGAGCAACCACCUGAGCAAGCCCCUGACGAGGAACUGUCCCACCUGCGGCAGGGGCCUAUUUCCAAGAAUCCAGCGGCGGCGGUCGAUUCCGCAGAGCUUUACCCUGCGUUUCAUUCUCCAGGAUCGUCUGAGAAAGACGUUGCCACAGCCGCGAGUAGCAGCAGUUCCGAGCUUGAGAAGGAGGAUUAUGCGCUUUCGUCUCCGUCGAAAAAGAGGUAUGGCGGCGGGCUGCUGCUUCCGCGUUCCUUAUUCAGGUGGAAGGCGCGUGACUCGCGCGAGUCUGGGCUUGAGACGAGGAGCGCUAGCGGGGAGAGUGAGAGCGAGAUCGGGGCCGUUGAUGUCGAGAAGCUGAGCGAGAUCGGGGCCGUUGAUUUUGGGAAGGGGGAACGGGGCAGGAGGGGAGCGGUGGGAGGGGAGCGGAGGGCGGGAGAGGAAGACGAGGUGGCGGGAGAGGAGAGGGGUGAACCACUCGCGGCUGAAUUGGAGAGAAGAGAAGGCGUAACUGUCCAAUAUCGGGUUAAGAAGGCGGGAGCUCAUAAAGAGGACGAAGCAGGAGCGGAUGAAGGCUUGGAGGGAGAGGAGGCUGGUGGAGAAGGGAAGGAAGGGAAGGAGGGAGGAGCGAUCGGAGUGGUGAAGGGAGAAGAGGAGAGGGCUGGGAGGAAGGGAGGGUCGUCGGGAGUGAUGACGCUGAGGCGGAUGAAGGAGGCGCUGCGGAAUGCGCUGUGGCCGCCCACUCGAGCCCGCGGGCCCGUGUCUCACGGCCCUCCAGUGGACGCUUCUCCAAGCCGCGUGCAGCCAAAGCGCACUGCAAGCCUCCCGAGCGACACUUUGCUGCUACACCACGGGAUGCCUGCAGUGCCUGUAACGGAGCAGCCUCUAACGGGGAUGAGGCAGGCUGCGAUCCUCUCGCACCCACUGCCGCCUCCUCCUGCUGCUGCUGAACUCAGUCCCCUGGAUUUAGCCGCAGCACCCCUCCCUCACAGCAGUGACAGUGACAUGUCCCUUCGGUAUAAGCAUACUGGGGAGGAAGGCCCGGUUGAGCAUGAGUUGCAUCGCCUUGGGAUCGCAUCGGUGAAUCCAGAUACAGAGGUCGGAGGAGCAGGAGGAGGUAGGGAAGGGAAGGAGGAGGAGGAGCAGGAGAGGCGAGACAAGAGGAACCAAGGUUUGAAAAUGAUCGCUCCUGAUUGGGAGGAAGUGGAGAGGCAGCACAAGGCAAAAGGGAAAGGGGUCCUGAUUGGGGGUCCAGCUUCUGCAGUGAGGAAGGAGGAGGGGGGAGUGGAGGGUGGGGAGGGGCAGGGUGAAGGGGGCAGGGAGGAAGAGACGGAGAUUCUGUUGUCCCCGCCGAGGAGAAUAGGUGGCAACAGGGGCAAGGGGGGAGAGCUUCCACACAGCCCUCCACCGUCCCCAGUCUCACCUGCCCCUGUCGCACCCUCCCUUGUGUCACCUUCACCAAUCUCACCUCCGCACCCUGGGAGCUCUGCGGGUAAGAAAUCUGCAAGACCUCUACUGAAGCUUCCUUUUCUUUCUCCUCCCGCUCCUGCGCCGGCCGCUGCCGGUGGUGCUGCCUCUGCUUGCCGUACUCCCCCCCCUCGUCUCGACCUCUCGGCUGCUCCUCCCUCCCCUGCUGCCGAAGCUGCUGAGCAGCUUCGGGAACGGGCGAGGCGGAUGGGGAUAAGGCGACAAGCGGAGAAAGGAGAGGGGGGGCUGGGGAAGAGGGAGGAAGUGCAGGUGGAGGGAGUGCUCACAGAUGCGGAGGGGGAGAAGAUGCGGGCAAUGCAGAAUACUGUUCACACGCCAACUCGGGAUUUAAGAGGUAGGGCUUCGAGUAUUGGAAGGCAGGGCGAAGGUGAUCAAUCGGAGGAGCAGGUUGUUGUUGGGCCGCUUUUAAGUGGAAAGGAGUUGAAGCAAAUGGAAGGGACGCAGCAAAUGGUGAAGUCGGCUUCGUGGGAGCUAAAAUGGGAUGCCCAGGAGUUGAGUGAAGAGUGAGCGCUUGAAACCGGUGUUGUAUAUUAGUGCCUUGCAUGUACAGGACUCUACAUUUCGUUUAUACUUUUGCAUUCGGUAGCUGAACGAUUUGU
Closterium sp. NIES-67 is the source of this 2990-nucleotide messenger RNA. The record is from the annotation of a GenBank genome assembly. Lineage: Eukaryota; Viridiplantae; Streptophyta; Zygnematophyceae; Desmidiales; Closteriaceae.